Molecule: messenger RNA, 2127 nt
Organism: Hirsutella rhossiliensis
Lineage: Eukaryota; Fungi; Ascomycota; Sordariomycetes; Hypocreales; Ophiocordycipitaceae
Product: AMP-binding enzyme domain-containing protein
Exons: 3
Coding region: 1-2127 (708 amino acids)
Biological process (GO): long-chain fatty acid metabolic process
Cellular component (GO): membrane; endoplasmic reticulum
Molecular function (GO): long-chain fatty acid-CoA ligase activity
Source: RefSeq, a predicted model, not a curated record
AUGACGUCCGCAUCCGCCAAACUCUCGGCCGCCGAUGUCCAGCAGCUCGGCGCGCCUCCUGCCCCGGGCUCGCCCUAUGGCCUCCCCGUCCCUGGCUCCGAGCGCCCGGGCCGCUCUGCCGUCUACCGCCAUCACCGCUUUCGCGACGCGCCUCUCCUCGCCACGUUGGACCCGGACGUGCGCUCCAUGCACCACGUCUUCGAAAGCACCGUCCGCCGCCGCCCCAAUAAGCGCUGCCUCGGCUCCCGCCCCUGGGUCCCUUCCACCAAGUCCUGGGGCGAUCACUUCGACUGGCUCACCUACGCCGACGUCGCCCAGCGCCGCAAGGACUUUGGCGCCGGCCUCGUCGAGAUCCACCACCGCGCCGGCUAUCCCAAGGACAAGUACGGCGUCGGCCUCUGGGCCCAGAACCGCCCCGAGUGGCACAUCACCGACCUCGCCCUCGCCUCCCAGUCCCUCUACACCGUCUCUCUCUACGAGACGCUCGGCCCCGACGCCACCGAGUACAUCAUCAACCACGCAGAGCUGGCUUGCGUCGUCUGCUCCCUGCCUCACGUCCCCGUCCUGCUCAAGCUCGCCCCCCGCCUGCCCACGCUCAAGCUCAUCGUCUCGCUCGACCCCCUCGACCAUGGCGAGCUCAACACCCACACAAAGGCAGCCGUCCUCAACCAAAUGGCCUCGCAGCAUGGCCUCCAGGUCUUCUCGAUGCAGCAGGUUGAGGAGCUCGGUGCCACCUGCGGCCGGCCCAUGCGCCCUGCCGACUGGGACGACAUCUCCACCAUCAACUACACCUCGGGCACCACCGGCCCCCCCAAGGGCGUCGUCCUCACCCACGGCAACGCCGUCUCUGCCAACUCAAGCUCCCGCCUGAGCUGCAACAUCUCUCCCUCCGACGUCCACCUCUCCUACCUACCCCUCGCCCACAUCUACGGCCGUCUUGUCGACCAGACCGCUCUAGCCGAGGGCGCCGCGCUCGGCUUCUUCCGAGGCGACAUCCUCGGCCUCGUCGACGACAUGAAGAUUCUCCAGCCCACCGGCUUCAUCUCGGUGCCGCGUCUCUUCAACCGCUUCAACUCGGCAAUCCGCACCGCCACCCUCGACGCCGACGGCAUCCGCGGUGCCCUGUCGAGACACGUCAUCAACACCAAAAAGGCCAACAUGCGCGCGCCUCCCGGCAAGGCCUCAAACAAGCAUCUCCUCUACGACAGGAUAUGGACGCCCAAGGUCAAGGCCGCCGUUGGCCUCUCUAGGGUCCACAGCAUGGUUAGCGGCAGCGCCCAGCUGGACCCGGACGUGCAAGAGUUCCUCCGCGCCGCCUUCGCCGCCACCUUUGUCCAGGGUUGGGGCAUGACGGAGACGUACGCCGUCGGCACCCUGCAGUUGAACGACGACUUCUCCCUCGGUAAUGUCGGCGCGCCCAUGGGCUGCGUCGAAGCCUGCCUCGAGUCGGUCCCCGAGUUCGAGUACUCGGUCGACGACAAGCCCAACCCCCGGGGCGAGCUGCUCGUCCGCGGGCCCAGCAUCUUCCGCGAGUACUACAAGAACGACGACGAGACCAAGAAGAGCAUGGAUCCCGACGGCUGGUUCCACACGGGCGACAUUGCCGAGGUGGACAGCAUGGGCCGCUUCAAGAUCAUUGACCGCAAGAAGAACGUCUUGAAGCUGUCGCAGGGCGAAUACAUUUCCCCCGAGCGCAUCGAGAACGUCUACGCCGGCAGCACCAAUCUGGUUGCUACGGCCUUUGUCCACGGCGACUCCAAGGAGUCGAGCCUCGUUGCCAUCUUCGGCGUCGAUCCCGAAAACUUCCCCCCCUUUGCCAGCAAGGUGCUCAACGAGACCGUCCCCGCCGGCGAUGCCGAGACGCUUAAGAAGGCGGCCGCGAGUCCCGCAGUCAGGAAGGCCUUUCUCAAGGUCCUCGACGACAUUGGCCGUCGGCAAAAGUUCAACAGCUAUGAAAAGGUCCGCAACGUGCACCUGGACGUUGACCCGUUUACGAUUGAGAAUGACCUUCUCACGCCCACCCUGAAACUCAAGAGGCCUCAGGCCGCAAAGGCCUUCCGCGCCCAUAUUGACCGCAUGUACGAGGAGAUGAAGGCGGAGACGCCGGCCCGCGUUGCCAAGCUGUAA